AUGUCCUUUCGACUCUCUAGUGGAUCCAGGCAGGCCUGCUCACGAGCUGGCUCUGGUCGGCUGUCUGGUGGAGGAACAGGCUUCGGGACCGGGAAUGUGUGCGGUGGGUUGGGGGCAGGAAGCAGCUUUUCUUGUCCUCUUGGGAGCGUUUCUUCUGCAGGAGGUUUCUAUAAUGGUGGUGGAGGGUUGGGAAGUGGCAUCUGUGCUGGUUUUCUUGGAAAUGAGCACGGCCUCCUCUCUGGGAAUGAGAAGUUGACCAUGCAGAACCUAAACGACCGUCUGGCAUCCUACCUGGACCAUGUGCGAGCUCUGGAGGAAGCCAACGCAGACCUUGAGCAGAAAAUCAAGGCCUGGUAUGAGAAAUAUGGGCCUGGUUCUUGCCGGGGACUCGAUCAUGACUAUAGUAGCUAUUUCUCAGUCAUUGAAGAUCUUAAAAGGGAGAUUAUUUCUAUGACCAUCUGUAAUGCCAGCAUUGUUCUACAAAAUGACAAUGCCAGACUGACUGCUGAUGACUUCAAGCUGAAGUAUGAAAAUGAGCUUGCUCUAUACCAGAGUGCUGAGGCAGACAUCAAUGGUCUGCACAGAGUCAUGGAGGAGCUGACCCUUUGUACAACCGACCUGGAGAUACAGCGUGAAACACUCCAUGAGGAAUUGACAUACCUCAAAAAAAAUCACGAGGAGGAAAUGGCGAUCCUGCAGUGUACAGCAGGGGGGAACGUGAACGUGGAGAUGAAUGCAGCCCCGGGAGUGGACCUCACUGUGCUGUUGAACAAUAUGAGGGCCGAAUACGAGGACUUGGCCGAGCAGAACCGCAAAGACGCGGAGGCCUGGUUUCAGGAGAAGAGUGCUUCUCUGCAAGAGCAGAUUUCUGACGAUGAGGGAGCAGCCACAGUAGCCAGAAAUGAGCUGAUGGAACUGAAGCGCAAUCUGCAAACCUUGGAAAUAGAACUUCAUUCCCUCGUGGCCACGAAACAUUCCUAUGAAUGCUCCUUGGCCGAGACGGAGGGCUACUACCACCUUCAGCUCCAGCAAAUCCAGGAUCAGAUCGGGGCAAUGGAGGAAGAAAUGCAACAGAUCCGAACGGAAACAGAAGGCCAGAAGCUGGAAUACGACCAGCUUCUAGAUAUCAAAAUAUUUUUAGAAAAAGAAAUUGAAACUUAUUGCACAUUAAUAGAUGGAGAAGACGGAAAAAACAAGUCCACAUGUUGCAAAGCAAAAGAGUGUGGGUCCGUAAAUUCCGAAAAGCAGAUCAAAGAUUCAAAAGAAGAACCUGUUGUCAAAACAGUGGGUGAGGAGCUAGAUCAACUGGACAACAUCCCUUCACUGAGGGUCCACUCAGUUGAAGAAAAAUCCUCUAAAAUAAGCAAUAUUACAAUGGAACAACAUGUACCUUCGAAAGGACCAUGA
Messenger RNA from Rhinolophus ferrumequinum (greater horseshoe bat), 1407 nucleotides. Its product is annotated as keratin, type I cytoskeletal 26-like. The coding region runs from base 1 to 1407 and encodes 468 amino acids. Lineage: Eukaryota; Metazoa; Chordata; Mammalia; Chiroptera; Rhinolophidae. The transcript is spliced from 8 exons. The record is from RefSeq and is a predicted model, not a curated record. Gene Ontology annotation, molecular function: structural molecule activity.